AUAUCACUAAGAUUUUGGGACCUGAUGUACUAUGAGGUUACUGUUUACAUCAAUAAACUUAGUGAACUUUUUUGAUUUAAUGGAAGUUUCUUCUGAAACUUUAGAAAUAUUAUCAUAAUGUAAAAAUAUAAUAAUGUUGCUUCUGAAUGUAAAAGAUUUUUAAUUGAGAAAUUGGGCACAAACAGCACACGAAAAAUCCAAACUAACAUACACACCGUCCCCUCCAACAAGCUCAUACACACUUAGUGACAUACGCGCAUAUACGCGCGCACGACACACAAACACAUGCGCAUACGCACGUGCAUACGCGCAGCUCUCACACAGACGCGGAUUAGGGAUCAACUGUUCGUUCGCUCACUGGAUUAUCAUUUUCACGUCUGAAAAUCCUCAGGAUUCCAGGGUAUUAUCACAUCCUACGUGGAAUACUUGUAAAUAGCUGCAAUUUACACAUCUGACGGAAUCCCAAUGGCAUCCAAUAAUAUGUACAGAGUCGGGGAUUUCGUUUAUUUUGAGUCAUCAGCUACUGCUCCAUAUCAAAUCCGUCGAAUAGAUGAGUUGAAUAAGACUCCUACUGGUGCUGUUGAAGCCAAAGUUGCCUGCUAUUAUCGUAGACGUGAUGUAUCCAAUACUUUAAUUAAUCAAGCUGAAAAAUACUAUGGCGACAAUGAUGAUGAUUACGAUGAAGAGUGUUCAGAUGAAACAACCAGUUCAAAUGGUGGAAACUCUAAAGAAUCUACUAAACGUCCUAAUUCCGGCAUCACUGAACUUCAAAAACAUCAGCUAAAACAUCGUGAAUUGUUUCUUUCACGGCAGAUUGAAUGCCUACCAGCUACUCAUAUUAGAGGAAAGUGCUCAGUUACACUGCAUAAUGAUGCCGAACCAUUGACAAAUUAUUUAGCUAGAGAUGAAGCUUUCUACUACAAACUUAUCUAUGAUCCUAAUUUAAAAACUCUACAAGAAGAUCGAGGUUCAAUGAGAAUUGGUUCAGAUCAUCAGUGUGAGAUUCAGUCGCUACUGAAGUCAAAGUCAGAGGAUGUACGGUUAACGGAAGUACACGAAGAGUUAAUGUGGUCACCUUCACAUUCAUUAACAGAUCAACAAAUCGAUAUGUUCUGUUUAUUGGCCAAAGCUGUUGGUACAUAUGGUCGUGCACAUGACGCUGCUUCAUCAGCUAGACAUCCACUUCUUUUAAGCUCAGCAGCGGCAGCUGGUCGUGAUAUCACUCGACAACAAGCUCAUAAUUUACUGCAUGAAGCCAAUUAUGAUUUAAAUAAAGCAAUCAAUCUUCUAUUACCAGACGGUCAACCUGUUAUAUAUCGUGACCAACUGGAAGAUUGGUCUGCUAAUGAAGCCCAUAUAUUUGAAGAAGCAUUGGAUAAAUACUCUAAAGCCUUCUCAGAUAUCCAAUCAGAAUGUUUACAAUGGAAAACGCAUAAAUCAAUUGUUGAACUGUAUUACUUUUGGAAAACAACAGAUCGUUAUGUUAGACAACGUCGUACUAAACUAGCCGCUCAAGAGCAUAAAUUAAAACAGGUUUAUAUUCCAAAUUAUAGUAAACCGAAUCCAGCUGUUUUAUAUCAUGGUACAGAUAAAGUUAGUCGUCCCUGUGAAGGAUGUGGAACUGCUAAUUCUCAUCAAUGGUAUAUAUGGGGUACAUCUAACAAUAAUUCUCGUUUAUGUGCUGGUUGUUGGUCAUACUGGAAACGUUAUGGUGGACUGAAAACUAUUGACUCUAAAGAACGUCCUGUUACAACUCUACGUGCUCAUCAAACGAACAGUACAAUUCCAGUUGACACAGAUAUAAAAUCAGGUGGGCCAAUCAAUAUAACUGGUACAGUGAAUCAUCAGUUCAAAUCACAUUCUAUUGGAUUACCAAGUGGAGUGAAUGAUACACCAGAUGGUGACAUCGAUAUGAAUUCAGUUGACAACACUGUAACCAGUCAUAACAACAACAAUAAUACUAAUAUUGUUAACUCUGCUACUGCUACUACAACUACGAAUAAUAACAACACCAAGGCAGUAGAUGGAUCAGGAUUCUUCAGUACACUGAUUGGCACGCCAAGAGGGACACAGUGUUUCAGAACACCAUUGAUUAUUCGUUUAGCGCGAAUACUCUGUCCUAAUCUUGUUCAACCAUUGCGUUUAGCUCGACGUCCUGGUGGAAUACCUGAAAUAUUCUCACCUAAACAACAACAACAACUACGUGAAUGCACAGACGUAGACUUAUCUGGCAUUGACAAUCUGUCAGAGAGAAAUAUGCUGAUAAUGUGUAAAGUACUGAAAGCAGCAGCUCAACCCAUACUGGCACGACUUCACAAUCCAUCCUCUUUGUUGACUCGUCCACGAAAAAUACCCAGUUUAAAUGAUGUCAUCGAUGCAAUGGCUUCACGCAAAGGCAUUGUCUUACAACCGCUACACCUUUCCCCAACCUCACAAUUCCCACUUCCUAAUGGUCCUGUCCACAAUCGUAAACGUCCGUAUUCACCAGGUUCAAUUAAUCCAACAGUGUCGAAAAAAUUAGAUCAAACAGAUGAAAAGUUAAAUGGUAAUAGUAGUAGUAGUGGUAAUAAUUCAUGUAUGCUGGCAGAAAAUUUGAUGGGAAAUGAUGGGAAAUGUUUGACUAAUGGAAGUACUAAUACUACUAAUGCUGUUACUACUAUUCCUAACACUGCUAUACCUGUUACUGAUAUUAAUUCAUUUGUUUCAAAGCCGGAUUGUUCCCCGUCGUCUGCUUCUACGGAUAUCAUUGUUCCAGGUAAAACUAUAAAGUCGUCAGCAUUAUCAAUUGAUUUAUCAGGUCAAAGUUCAACUUUAACAAGUAAUGGGAUCUCUGAUGACAAUAGUACACAAAUCAUAUCAAAUUUUGAAUCGGAAAUCAUACAGUAAACCCAUUGAAACUAUGGAAAUCGUCUGUGAAACCGUAUUUACUAGUAAUCAACAGUUUCUUGUCAAGUCAAUAAUAAUGAUGAUGAUGAUAAUGAUGAUGUAAUCCUGUUUCUUCUUUUUUCCUUCAAAUUCACCUGCUACCCCACUCAUAAUUGAGUUGUGUGGCACAACGUAGACGGAUACACUCUGGGCUUGUUUUUCCUUUCAGUGUUCCCCACCCAAAUAAUCAAUAUACACACAUAUAUAUGUAAGUAAGUGAGUAAACAAAACGAAACAAACAAUUAAAAAAAAAACCAAGUAUCCCAAUUUUUUUCCCUACGCCUUUUGUCUUUUCAUAUUUGUAUUUGUGAAUCUUGGAUAGUCCCAAUUUUGUGUGCGUGUAUGUGUGUGGUAUAACGUUCUUGUAAUUUUGUGUUAUAUUAUUAUACUACUACUAUUACAUAUAUAUAUAUACACUAUUUCGUAAUUUCACUUCCCUGUAAUGUGUUUUUUGUAUUGAUGAAAAGUAAUGUGCGAUACACUCAGUGCUCUGUACCCAUGACUCCGAUAUCUCUUGAUGCUUUUCUUGUGCGCAAGUGAACAAUGAACUGGCCUCUAACUUGAACACGUAUGCAAGUCGUGUACUCUUUCUCUCUCUCUCUCUCUGUCUUAUGUCUUUAUUUCCUUUUAUAUGUCUGAUAUUAUUGAUAUUAAGGAAGUGUAUUUUUAGUGUUUUUUUCUAUUUUUCCGCAUUCCUUUGUCUGUCUGUCUCGAUCUCUCUCUAGCUCGUUUAUUUACGUCAAUCAAAUUGUACUACUUGUUAAUAUUUUCAGUAGUUUGGGUGUUCGUCAACAAAACAAAAAUUGAACGGAGAUAUCUUUUGAUAUAAGGCGUUUUGGCUUCAUUUUUUCUUGACGGUAGGCGUAGUAUGUUGACGAUUCGUUCAUGAGUGAGCUUGUAAACAGACUCUAUAUAUAUACACACAUUACUAUUAUUAUUAUUAUGACCAAUUGAAGUAUAGUGUUUUUUUCUCUCUUGUAUGUUUGUGUGUCAAUCUUAUAUUGGAAAACCAAAAAAAAAUAACUACAAACAAACAGGAAAAUAUCUUUUUUUCAUUUUGUCCAUUUGUAUUUAAGCAUUUCACUUACGCACAUACACUUUCUUUUCGGCACUGUGUAUUCCCUUUUUUUGUCAAAUACAGUCUUAAUAUAUAUACACACAUA
Molecule: messenger RNA, 4088 nt
Organism: Trichobilharzia szidati
Lineage: Eukaryota; Metazoa; Platyhelminthes; Trematoda; Strigeidida; Schistosomatidae
Source: the annotation of a GenBank genome assembly